Molecule: messenger RNA, 6305 nt
Organism: Armigeres subalbatus
Lineage: Eukaryota; Metazoa; Arthropoda; Insecta; Diptera; Culicidae
Gene: Orp8
Product: oxysterol-binding protein-related protein 8
Exons: 13
Coding region: 981-4187 (1068 amino acids)
Cellular component (GO): intracellular membrane-bounded organelle; cytosol; membrane
Molecular function (GO): cholesterol binding
Source: RefSeq, a predicted model, not a curated record
CCGCGCGGAGAAGAGAUUGCGUGUUUUUGGUUGCUUCAACUCCAACCCGAGGAGUGUCUCCAGCGCAGUGAUAAUCGCUCUUUGCUAGUCGUCGCCACGGCCACGCACAGGUUCUUCCAGCUUGAGUCUGGAAACAGUCAGUGGUAGGUACCCUAAGUAGUUAUUCUAUCAGUGUCCUGUUCUGUGUUUCAAGGAAGACGGUCAGUGGGGCGGUGGGAAACAGUUCCGUGUCUCUUUCGAGAACCAUUCGUGGGGCUUAUCUGGAAACCGAUGCAGUGCGAAAAAAAAUUGUGCUCCAUCCGAAGUAGCAGCAAAAGUUCCAAGUCCACCGUCAUUCAAGUUUUGCUUCGUCGUGAGUGCUGAAUAAUUCGGUGUGUUGGUGCGCGAAAUUCUGUUUUACACUAGUGGCAAAAGUUCAGCCUUGUUUUAUUUCUACUGAGAGUGAAAAAGUUUGGUGAUUUGGAAGAUUAUCCGGUUGGGUGGGAGCACGAAAAGAAUCUUGAAAGUAUCAAGUGCAGGUGAAAUUUUGAGUAUUUCCGGUACGGUGGAUUUAUAAAGUAAGGGAGCAAGCAGUAGAAUUCAAAACAAUCGUUUUGCCAACAUCUUUCCUCGAAUUCGUCAUUACUGCUGUUACAAUCGGGUCAGAUAAUCAGACGUACUGCAGAACUCGAAUUAUCUUGGGUUGUUCGCGAAGGAUCGAUGUGGACUGUAUCGUAGAAGAUUCCGAAAGCCAAACUGUAAAUUACGUUGGUUCUGUUAUUGAAAAUUGAACGAAAACACCCAAACGAUUUGUUUGCAUUGUGUUACACAUGUUCAGGUAUUCAAGCAAUUAUUCCGUUAGCCUGGAUGAGGUCCGAGUUAUAGAAUCAGUCUAACUAGCACGGCGGCAACCUCAGUUAAACAAGUUGAUAGAAUUUGCAAUUCGGGGAAGAAGCUGCCCGGUUCAACAUUAGAAAACAGUUGAAGUGAAAACCACGGCCAUGAGCGCAGGAAGCAGCAGUGUUGGUCAAUCGGCCUCCGCCAGUGCCGUCUCGACGCCAAUCAAUGCCGGUGCGCGCCCGGAUUCGGCCCCGGCAUUCGGAUCGUCGCACGCCGUCUCGCAUCAGGCCUCGACGCCACCGAACACGUCAUCGUCCGCCAGCGGUGGAAAAUUUCUAGAUCCCCGUUCGGCCGAGGAGAAGAAGUUCCGCCGGACGUCGCUGCUGGUUCCGCUGCACAAGCUGCCCUCGUGCGAGAGUCUCAGCCUCAGCCCGGGACCGUCGUCUCCAGGCAUCUCGGGAUGGAACGACAGCAGUCCAAAGAUUGAGGCCGGCUUCCCAUCAGAUAAGCAAUCUAACAACGAUUCCACCAAAUUAAAUCGCAAAGAAUCCUACAAAGCACAACGAAAAAACUACCGCCGCGAAAAGAAACGGGUUGCAUCUGAACUAUUGAAUUCACUCCAGGAUCCCGCUGUGAUUGUGUUAGCCGAUUGGCUGAAGAUCAGAGGAACUCUAAAAUCGUGGACAAAGCUAUGGUGCGUUUUGAAGCCAGGAUUGCUGUUCAUCUACAAAAGCCCCAAAACGAAAAGUAGUCACUGGGUGGGCACAGUCCUACUAACGUCCUGCCAGGUUAUCGAACGACCCAGUAAAAAAGAUGGCUUCUGUUUCAAGCUAUUUCACCCGAUGGAUCAAACCAUAUGGGCCCCACGGGGCCCAGACAAAGAGACAAUGGGUGCCGUCGUCCAACCGUUACCCACAUCCUACCUCAUAUUCCGUGCUCCCAGCCAGGCAGCCGGAAAGUGCUGGAUGGAUGCCCUGGAACUAUCACUGAGGUGUUCAGCCCUAUUGGUACGAUCUGUACCCAUUAUAGACACCAACACCAUUGAAGGAGCCACCAGCACCCACGAGACCCAGUGGUCCGAGGCGGACUACGAGAAGCACUUUGACGAGCAUGUUCCCAAACUGAAAGAGCACCUUAACUAUCUAAUGAAGUACCUCCCGCCGUCCCCGCCUGGCAAAAAUAACCUUCACGUAGAACCUAUCGAAAAGUCCUUCCACCGUAGUCCUUGUCCCUCGCCGACCCCGAUCUUUCAGCAGCUCUACCUGGCGGUGGCUCACUGGGAGCGAUAUCUGCGUGAUUCGCCUGACUUCCUUCGCUAUCUGUCGACGGAAAGUGGUGUCGAGCCGCAGUCCGGAGCAGUGACACCAGCCGGAAUUGACGACGAUGUUUUCGACGAGGACGGAACUAUGCACUCCGUAGAAAGAAGACGGGGUUCACUUCAGGUCGCAUUUCCGCUCGUAUCCGGUAACGGGAAGUGGGAGUAUUCCGACGAAGAGCGCCAUCGUCGGCGAAGCAGUCCAGCCGAGUUCAACAAGGAGUGCGGAACCAGCGGGAUCACGAUUCGGAUUUCCGACGAUCGAUAUUUGGAUAUCGACAGUCAGCCGGACCAAGGGACGUUGGUCAUGUCGGCCGGUGAAUCCGACUCGGAAUCGGACAUGGGCGAAGGAAUGGAAGUGGAGGAGUUUCCGGAGACGGCUUAUGUACAUUCAUCCGAGGAGGAGUUCGGAGCGGCGGGCGAGCAGGUGGAGGAACUGCCCGAGGAGCAUAAGAGCUUGAUAUGGUUUCUGGUCAAACAGGUGCGACCCGGUAUGGAUCUGAGCAAGGUGGUGCUGCCGACGUUCAUUUUGGAACCGAGGUCGUUUUUGGACAAACUAGCUGACUCGUACUAUCAUGCGGAUAUUUUGUCAAAAGCCGUCCUCGAGGACGAUCCGUUCACCCGCAUGAAAACCGUAGUCCAAUGGUACCUGUCCGGGUUCUACAAAAAGCCCAAGGGUCUCAAAAAACCGUACAACCCUAUCCUAGGGGAAACGUUCCGGUGCUACUGGCAGCACGACAACGGCAGCCGGACGUUCUACAUUGCCGAGCAGGUCUCGCACCAUCCACCGAUUUCCGUAUUCUACGUCACGAAUCGGCAGGAUGGAUUCUGCAUCAGCUGCAGCAUUCUGGCUAAGUCCAAGUUCUACGGAAAUAGUACUUCGGCGAUCCUAGAGGGAGUAGCUACGUUGACUUUGCUGCCACGGGGCGAGAGCUACACUCUGACGGUGCCGUACGCCCACUGUAAGGGUAUUCUGAUGGGAACGUUGUCCAUGGAACUGGGCGGAAAGGUGUCGGUCGAAUGUGAAAAUACGGGUUACAAAACGGAGCUGGAAUUCAAGCUGAAGCCGUUCCUGGGAGGCAACGAGUACACCAACCUGCUCACCGGGAAGCUCAAGUUGGGUAAGGAAACGUUGGCCACGAUAAACGGCCACUGGGAUGGGGAAAUUAAAAUUAAGGAUUCACGCACCAAUGAAGAAUCGGUGCUGUUCAAUCCAACGACGGAUAUCCGUGCCAAACGAUUGAAACGCUUCACGGUACCGAUGGAAUCGCAGGGUAUGACCGAAUCGGAACGACUUUGGCAACACGUGACGGCAGCCAUCCGGCGCGAUGACCAGGUGGGUGCGACCGAAGAAAAAACAGCAUUAGAGGAAGCGCAACGAAUGUCCGCGAAGGAGCGGAAAGCUACCUGCGCCGAGUGGAUCCCAGCAUUUUUCCAGCAGGAUCUGGUCACUGGACAGUAUCACUACAAAUAUGCCGAUCUGCGUCCGUGGGAUCCCCGGAACGACCUGCGACAGUAUGAGAGCAACUAUCGGAUCCAAACCAAGACCCGCCAUCAGGCUCCGAUGGUCAGGACGGCGUCAGUUGUCAGCACCGAACCGCUGAGUAUUCUGCAGGCAGAUUCACGCGGUUCGCUGCGCAAAGGCCGCAUGGUCGUUGCCGGUACGGUCUUGAAAGCUCGCAAAAUCUCAUCUAACACAUCCACCCCGGAUCUGAACGAUCCGAACUCGGACUCUAGUCACUCGAACGAUCAUGACAUUAGCAUCUCCAACACAAGGGUAAUGCACUCACUGGAGGACAUCAACAAGAAGCUGGAGGAACAUUCGAAAAAGUUGUCUAAACUGCAGCUGGAUAUGGACAAAAUUCACUGGGCACCGAAGCCCAGCCAGAGUCAGGGCGGAAUCUUGUCACCUACAGGUCUGAAAGCGAUUGCGUAUGGAGUGAUCGGGCUGUUGAUACAGGUCCUGGUGGCGUGGUUCCUUACGAAGCGUUCCCUGGCCAGCGCAGGCGGUAGUGCUUCUGGGAGUGAUGGCGGUGGUGCCAGUAGGUCGUAAGUGAUGCUUUAGUUCUAAGUUUGUCACGUUGAAUUCCUGUUCGAGCACAGGAUGAAGAUUAAUUCGAACAAGAUAUUUUGAACAAUGGGAGCGGCAUAAGGACACACAUCACCUAAAAGGUUGCCAGUGUCGAUAAAUUUUGAUUUUGGACGAAGGAAAAUAGCUUGUAAAGUGAUUAAGAAUAGUUAUUCAGCAUUAACGAACCGGAAUGUUUUUUUUAGAAACUUAAUGAACUUUUCAAUUGAUAGUCAGAUAUUAGUAUUCGGACACCAGAACCAUAGUCACGUGCGCUUUUUACUGUGUGAGUAAUCCCAUUGGAGUUUUUUUCCAUGUGUCGUUGAUAAGUGGUUGCCUUGUUUCUUUCUUAAGUUUUAUUUUUGAGAAUUUUGUUUACAGAAUUUUAUUUUCUUGGUACCAUGUAUCCAAUGUUGAAUUGAUUAUUAUCUCGAACAGGUAUUGGCGGCACAUUCUCAUAUUUCAAUAAAAUAAAUGUGAAUUUUUCGAUUGAUUUAAAUUGAACCACAUAUUUGCUGGCAAAGUUUAAGGCUCCUGCUAACUUCCACAAGUUGUCGGAUUCUCAUUAGUUAAUCUGUGUUUUAGUUUGUUUUAUUUUGAUGAUCUUAGUUUAUGGAUUAUAUUGAUUAUGGGUAAUGGAUAGGGUUUUCCAUCAAAUUUUGAAUUAUCGGUAAAGCGAUUACUGAUCAUUUAUUGGUUUCUAAAUUGUACCCGUUGGAGAGUUAUUACCACAUUCAAUGUAUGACGCCUUGAUAACGCUACAAAGCUUUAGUUGAAACUCCAACCAAUUCAAACCUCGUACACUCAUUUACCUUGCACAAGCUAACCUCUGCGCAUGCCCUCACCUAAACCCAAAAAACGUCCAGAUGCAUAGUCAAAGUUUAGUGAAAGCUCCCCUCCAUUAUUAUAGCACCAUAAACACAUCCGCACAAACUUUUGCCUGGCACGGAAAAAGUUGUCCAAAGCACACCAACUGCUAUUAUCCCACCCGCACACCUCUCGAAAUGUGAAUUAAGUCUUACAUUCCGAAUACUAUGGCUGUUGAUAGAAACACGAAAGCAGAUAAAAAGAAACAUCAACACUGUGACAAAACGAUCUGCUUAAUUGAUAUCAUUUACUCGCACAGAGAACCGAACUAAACAAUUAACAAAACAAAUUAUGCAACUUUUAGCUAAUUAGUCUAGCUGAUAAACGAUCCAAAUCGGUCGGAAAUAUUUUUCGCAAGUCUAUCGAAUGCAAUACUAAUGUACACUAUUCUUAUACUAAACCUAGAACUAACUUUGGAGCAUUGUUGAUUGGAAAGGGACACUCUUGAAUAUGGUAGACGACGCGAAUCGAAGGAAACUAAAAUCAAACCUUUUUAUACUUAAUUCAAACCCAUCGGGUGCGGUUUAAUAGUUGGGGAUCAAAUAUUUAAAUUUAAACGAUAUUAUGUCCCGGUUUAGGUUUCAUUUGUGUCAUCCGUCAUCGACGGGAUGAGAACGGCGGUGUAUUUUGUGUCCUACUUUGAAUCGAAUGUUUUGUGUAUUUUGUAAGGUGUACAGAAAAAAAGGCCAUUGUGGUAAAUUUGUAUUUAAUUAAGUCAAAACUUUGGAAAGUUUGUCCUUUUAUAUUGCUUGUGAGAGUUUUGGUGUAUUAAUUUAAGUGAGAAUAAUAUCGGACCGUUAGAUAUCACAUCUUAUAAUUACCUAAAUGCAAGUCACAUCAAAUUUCCCCGGCAACCCGAUUAUCACGUACUAAGGAAUGUUUGUAUUAGAUUAUUUGGAACAGCAUGGCGUUGUUUGAAUGUUUAAAAUCAGAAUCGGUUUGUAAAAAUAUUUAUUCAAAAUCAAGUCAAGUUAAAAAAACAACAAGGAAACAAAUCGAUCAUCAAUCAAGGUUCAACUUAUACAAACAACAAGCAGUUGGCUAGUUCAGCAAUGAUAAAUUUAAUUCAAUCAUUAAUUAAUAUAUUGAAUCAAAGUUAAUACAAACUGUUGCUAACAAACAAAUAAAAAAUAAAUUUCCGCUAAAAACUGGGAUAGGAGGUGAUUAUCAGAAUAAAUUAUAAUUGAGAUGAAUUGUUGAUGAGACGAAUAAAAUUAAAAACUGGUUACAUUGAAA